CCUGCAAGACAGACAUGAUGCUGACUCCCAUGGCCCUGCCCAGCAUGUCCUGGAUGCUGCUUUCCUGCCUCAUGCUCCUGUCUCAGGUGCAAGGUGAAGACACUCAGGAGGAACAGGCCUCUCCACGCAUCAGGUGUCCCAAAGGCUCCAAGGCCUAUGCCUCCUACUGCUAUGCCUUGUUUACCACACCAAAAUCCUGGAUAGAUGCAGAUUUGGCCUGCCAGAAGCGGUCUGAAGGACACCUUGCAUCUGUGCUCAGUGGGGCUGAAGCCUCCUUUGUGUCCUCCUUGGUCAAGAGCAGUGUGAACAGCUACUCAUAUGUCUGGAUUGGGCUCCAUGAUCCCACGCUUGGACAAGAACCCAAUGGUGCUGGAUGGGAGUGGAGUAGCACUGAUGUGCUGAAUUACGCAAACUGGGAGAGGAAUCCUUCCACUGCUUCAGACCGUGGUUAUUGUGGGGGCGUGUCACGAAGCUCAGGAUUUCUGAGGUGGAGAGACUACAACUGUAAUAUAGAGUUACCCUAUGUCUGCAAGUUCAAGGGCUAGGGAACGUGGGAAGUCAUCCAGCUGGAUUUGUGCAUAGUUCCAUCAUUCAUAAGAGUCCCAGGUGAAGAUCCACCCAAGAAAGGAUUCUGUGGACACCCUGACACCUGAUCACCUCAUCCUGAGCUCCCCUCUUCUGUUGUCUCCCUCCCUCAUUUCAGGCUGUUGUAUAUUUGUUGUGGUCUCUGGUUUCAGAGAGCAAUAAUAAAA
Messenger RNA from Marmota monax (woodchuck), 752 nucleotides. Its product is annotated as regenerating islet-derived protein 3-alpha-like. The record is from RefSeq and is a predicted model, not a curated record. Bases 15 to 545 code for a protein of 176 amino acids. Gene Ontology annotation, molecular function: oligosaccharide binding; signaling receptor activity; peptidoglycan binding. NCBI's taxonomy places the organism in Eukaryota, Metazoa, Chordata, Mammalia, Rodentia, Sciuridae. Gene Ontology annotation, biological process: positive regulation of cell population proliferation; antimicrobial humoral immune response mediated by antimicrobial peptide; venom-mediated disruption of cell wall in another organism. The transcript has 6 exons.